Messenger RNA from Rhagoletis pomonella (apple maggot), 1149 nucleotides. RefSeq lists its product as uncharacterized. Bases 423 to 1055 code for a protein of 210 amino acids. The transcript has 2 exons. The record is from RefSeq and is a predicted model, not a curated record. Lineage: Eukaryota; Metazoa; Arthropoda; Insecta; Diptera; Tephritidae.
GAAGAAGCCAGACAAAGUAGACAAGCGGCACACAGCCUUUCCACCAUAAGUAACCGGUACGACGCAAGGAAUACCUGCUGGUGCUGCAAAAGGCGUGGGCACCAGCGUUACCAUUGUCACUACCCACGGCGACUGUUCUGUUCCCGUUGCGGUCAAGACGGAACUUUCUCCAGAAACUGCCCAUGCCCCAAAUCAAUCAAUACCGCGCCACCCAUCGCCCAAGCCACUACAGUGCAAUCCGAAUGGAGAAGUAUCGACGGUCGCUUCUACGCCGACGUCACCAUCUAGGGCCUACACGUACGAGCACUGGUGGACACCGGAGCCACUCUAACAUACGUAGACGACAGCACGCGCGUGCAUUUAGAGCGACUCAACAUCCGACCUCAGCCUAAUAAGCGGAACGUCCAACUCGCGGAUCAGACAUGCGUUGCCAGUACACACACCUACCCCGUCAGAAUCAAAUACCGUUAGCCAAGAAGUCUCGGCCAUAUACCGCCUUCACCGUCCCCGGCCGAGGACUUUUUCAAUGGAAGAUAAUGCCCUUCGGACUACACUCCGCCCCAGCCACCUUCCAGCGCGCCCUCGACUCUAUACUCGGCCCGGAAUUGCAAUCAAAAGUGUUCGCCUAUUUAGACGAUAUCAUCGUGCUAGGCGAAACGUUCACCGAACAUAUGACCUACUUACGCGAAGUCUUUCAUAGACUUCAGAACCACAAAAUGCAAACCAACUUCGAGAAAUGCAGUUUUGUACAACAAAAACUGCAUUACUUGGGACACAUCGUUAGCUCUGAAGGGAUACACACCGACCCUGGAAAAGUAGCCGCGGUACGGGAAGUGACCGCGCCCCGAACCAUCAAGGAGCUUCGCCGCUUCCUCGGACUUGCCUCCUGUUACCGCCGCUUCAUCGCUAACUUCUCCACACUCGCGGUGCCCCUCAACCAGUUACUCAAAAAGAACCAAACUUGGACAUGGGGCGAAUCACAGAACAACGCAUUCGAGGCACUCAAGGGAAAACUUACCUCCGCACCAAUACUCUGCUGCCCAGACUUCAACUGACCAUUUUUUCUACAAACCGACGCUAGCGGAGAAGGACUCGGCGUGGUCUUAUUUCAGCGCCAUUCGGAUCAAGAGAAGAUUGUGGCCUAUGCCA